This is a messenger RNA of Closterium sp. Yama58-4, 1455 nucleotides long. NCBI's taxonomy places the organism in Eukaryota, Viridiplantae, Streptophyta, Zygnematophyceae, Desmidiales, Closteriaceae. The record is from the annotation of a GenBank genome assembly.
AUGGGCGAUCUCGUAUUUCGCACGCUUCGCAACCUGCACCUGCACCUCCUCGAGAACGUGCAGAUCGACGCGCAGCAGGCGAGCGUCGAGCGGCAGGUGCUGCGCCUCGACGACGAGAAGGCGCUUCUCGAGGCGGAGCGCGACCUGCUGCGCCGCGAGCACCUGCUGCUGCGCGCCGACGAGGAGGCGCUCGAGCGCGUAGAGGCGGAGCUCCGCGCGGAGAAGCUUGCGCUCGAGGCGGACCGCGACCGCCUCAUGGCGCAAGGGCAGUACCUCGCCGCUGCUGCCGCCGCCGCCGCCGCCGCUGGAAGCGAUGGGGGGAGCAAGAGGGGGAGCGGAAGCGAGCCCGGCGGGGGAGGGUCGGGGGAGGGGAGGGGGAAGAGGGGGGAUUGCGCGGGGUGCGGGGAGUGCCUGUGCGCGGUAGAGGUGGUGGAGGCGGAGGGGCAGCUGGAGGCUUCCGCGUGUGUGGCGGGGACGCGGUGGAAGGGCUCUGCCGCCGCGUGGGGAGGUUUGCGCGGAGAGCACCUCCGCGCAACGGGGGCUUGCCCGCGCGCCCUUGCUGCGCACGAGAGCGGCUCUGCUUCCGCGCGAGAGAGCUGCGCGCCUGCUGCUUCCUGCGCGCCCUCCGCUUCUGAUUCGCCCCUAGAUGAACCGGCAGGUGCGCCCGCGCGCAGCACCCCACUCGCAGCAACAAAAGGAGACGAAUGUGUUGGCGGGAAAUGGCGGCUGAAAUUCGAAGCGGCGGCAGCUAGGGCUGCUGACACGGCUGGCCUGGCUGAAAGCCUGCUGUUCGACAGGUCAGCACGGCCGGCUGCUGACGUGGCGGGCGCAGGUGGAAGCCUUCUGUUUGACAUGUCAGCACGGCCGCCAGCAACUGAGUCAAGCCGGUCUGCGGAGGAAGGAUGGAUAAAGACGAGUGGUGCGGUGGGAGCAGAUGAAGAUGAACCCAGGGGCAGCGGUGCACAGGCUGCGGUGGCGUGUGGGCGUGCAGAGGGGCCAAGUGGGGCAGAGGGCGUGGUAACUAGUGGGACGGGUGCAGAUGCAGACGAGCGGCUGGAAGAGCAGACGCGGCAGGUCCUUUCUCAGCCGCAGGGGCAAGAGGAGCAGGAAGAGGAACAGGCGGGGCAUUCGCAGCAGGAAGAGCAGCAUCGGCAGCAGCCACAGCAGGAGCAGAGGCAGGAGCGGCCCCAGCCGGCGCCAGAGGCGCUGGCGUCGCAGCUAGGGCGGCUGGUGCAGCGGGAGCAGGUGGUGGUGGCGCUGAUUCAGAAGGCCAUCGCGCAGCACAAGGUGGUGCUGGCGCGCUGCGACAUGGCGUCCGUGCGCUACGAGACGCUCAUCGUGCGGCGCGAUGCGGUUACUGCGCAGUACAACCUGGUGCUACGGCUGAAGAAGCAGAUGAUCGAGGAUAUGAAGCAGGAGACAUGUGGGGAGGGCGGCAGUGGUGGAGAUGUUUGA